CCCUUCGUCUUCACAUUCACAUUCACAUUCACUUCCCUCAAAUUCAAUCAAUCCACACAUACACCCCUCUCUCUCUCUCUCUCUCUCACAAAUAAAAAUGGUGAACCUAGUUGCAGCACAAAAGCCAUUGCUGCAUGGCCUAAUGAAGAUGGCAGGGGUAGUACCCCGCACAGUAGAGAUCGAACCAGGCACUCUCAUGAACUUCUGGGUCCCCACCAAAACCCUAAAAAAACCCCAAACCACCACCAACGCCACCAAGAAACUCAAACCAAACAAACCAGUAGUCGUCCUCAUCCACGGCUUCGCCGGCGAAGGCAUCGUGACGUGGCAGUUCCAGGUCGGUUCUCUCUCCAAAAAAUACGCCGUCUACAUCCCUGACCUCCUCUUCUUCGGCGGCUCCAUCUCCGACAACCCCGACCGGUCUCCGAGGUUCCAGGCCGAGUGUGUCAGCAAGGGUCUGAGGAAAUUGGGGGUGGACACGUGUACGGUGGUUGGGUUCAGCUACGGUGGCAUGGUUGCGUUCAAGUUGGGUGAGCUGUACCCGGAAUUGGUUCGUGGGUUGGUGGUGUCUGGUUCGAUCUUGGCCAUGACUGACUCGAUCAGCCACUCGACUCUUGAGAGUCUUGGGUUCUCUACUUCGUCGGAGCUCCUUUUGCCUACCUCUGUCAAGGGUUUGAAAGCUCUUCUAUCUGUUGCUGCUUACAAGAAGCUUUGGUUUCCUGAUAAACUCCACAAGGAUUUUCUUGAGGUAAUGUUCACCAACAGAAAGGAGAGAGGUGAGCUGCUGGAGGGUUUGGUGGUCAGCAACAAAGAUGCCACCAUCCCCACUUUUCAACAGAGAAUACAUCUCCUGUGGGGCGAGAACGAUCAGAUUUUCAAGCUAGAGCAUGCCCAGAACAUGAAAGAGCAGCUGGGAGACAAGGCAACAUAUCAAGGUAUAAAAAAAGCCGGCCACCUGGUUCAUCUGGAACGACCAUGUGCCUACAAUAGAUGUCUCAAGCAAUUCCUCGCUUCACUGGAUUCAGACGAACACCAAAAAUGACCAAUUCGCAAAACAACUUUCAUUCUAUGCUCGUGUUAGCAGAAGCAUCAUUGCUCUGUGAUUGGUAGGAGAAAUGGAAGCUUUAUUGUUUACGUAUUUAAAUAAAAGCUGUGUUUUGUAUGACGGAAGAUGAAAAAAAUUUGAAUGGAUCUUUUUUUAACUUUACUUA
Molecule: messenger RNA, 1211 nt
Organism: Camellia sinensis
Lineage: Eukaryota; Viridiplantae; Streptophyta; Magnoliopsida; Ericales; Theaceae
Source: RefSeq, a predicted model, not a curated record